Molecule: messenger RNA, 1070 nt
Organism: Desarmillaria tabescens
Lineage: Eukaryota; Fungi; Basidiomycota; Agaricomycetes; Agaricales; Physalacriaceae
Exons: 4
Coding region: 396-1070 (224 amino acids)
Source: RefSeq, a predicted model, not a curated record
UCGACGUGAUUCCUUAGGAUGACAUGCAAGUUGUCUACCCGCUUCCAGUGCUAGGAUACAGGUGCCUCAAAAUCGUAUUAGGCGAGUACCCAAUACUACGCGUACGACCGCUUUCUAUUUGAGCCUCCAUCUCGGUUGUUGGAAGACUUGUACGAGCAAAUUUCGCGACAUAUGUGAUUUUUCGUGGUCGACAAAAUACGUUUUCUCGUGUCGUCGACAGAGAAAGUUUUCGGAAAUACGGGACGUUUGAAACCUGGGCGUCUCUUUCUGCCGAUUCACCUCUCAGCCAUUAUUUUCUUGACGUCAGAAGGAUUUUCUCUGGCGGAUUAAGCUAGGUCCUGCAUCGUUUACGCCGUCGCGACGAGAGAGCCGACAUAUCAACGUUGGACAUUCAAAUGAAUUACGGCAGAAGCGCCUAUCGUCGAAAGACUGUCAUGUCUGGGGUGCAGUAUAAAGAUAGUGGCCAAAAGGAUACUGAGUUGGGUCCCGUUCAUGUCGCUGAUCUCUCCAACAUCGUGGCCUUCCUCUUCUUCAAUGUAAACCAGUCCUUGCAAGGGAACUGCACACUCCUGCUUCAGCUAUUGGUAUGCGGGAAACUCGUGGUCGCACCGUCAACUUUAGGUGAAGUCAAGGACUGGAAAGUGCUCAUACGACAAAGCCAACUCAGUUUUUCGGGAUACGGGAUACCACAAUACGAAGUAACCGUUGUCUUCAUAGUGAUCACGAACGGCCUCUACCGGUGCCCAUCGUGCCAGCAACCAUUUGGUGCUGGGAAGUUCAUGCCUUUGGAAGGAAAAGACAUCGUAAUGCGUGACGAUUCCUCACCAGUCUUUCCAUUGUUUGCCUUCCCCUCAGAGUCGACGUACUGCACGGGAAGACGUCGAAUCCACAGAGACUUAGAGCCUAGAAACAUUACUGUCAAAUACAGGUUCUUGAUGCGUACUGCCACUUCCGCUGUUUCCCAAUUUCCAAUCCAUCUUCAAGAGGUCCGCCAUUACCUUAUCGCCAUUCUCCUCCCCACUGCAUAUAUGCUUCCACGGUGGACAAAGGGCCCGUCUUUUCUCCUCUAG